UUGGCUCGCCAUUCAUCCACAAGGGGCCUGAGGAGGCACAGCUCUGGAGAACUUCUGCCCUACAUGCGGAUUAUCUGUGGCAUCUUCCCAGAUGUUGAGACGUCAGGAGGCACUGCUCACUGCUUUUCUUCUGUCUAUUUGAUGUGCGAGGUUACAGUUAGGAAGUUUCUUUUAUGGCUAAAAAACGCAAAAAAGUUUGAAUUUCCGCGAUGACUGGAUAUUUGCUCCGUUUUUUGGCAUCAAAAGAGAAUAAAAUGAAAAAUAAAGGAGUUCGUGUUUGUGUUUCAGACUGAUUGUGCCAUUUCUCUGCGCGUAUGGCACGGAUAAAGUAACGUUCACCGAGAGAAAAGCGCGCGUUAAAUGCCACAUAUACCCGAGAGUGAAAUAAAAUAUGACAAAAAGUGACUAAAAGUGAUGGAGCUCUCCGGUCAAGCCGAGCCAACUCAACCGAUGAACACUUCAAACGCCACUUUUAUGGCCGAUCCAUCAGCUGAGGACGAGAGCGCGGAGAGUCUCGCCUAUCAGAUCAGUCUGACUGUGAUUCUCUCGGCUAUCACGCUCGCCACCACUUUGUCCAACGCCUUCGUCAUCGCAACCAUCUCCCAGUCGAAGAAGCUGCAAACUCCUGCGAACUUUCUCAUCGCCUCUCUGGCCGUCACCGACCUGCUGGUGUCCAUUCUGGUGAUGCCCAUCUGCGUCCUGUACACGGUCAUCCACACCUGGACGCUCGGGCAGAUCGUUUGCGACAUCUGGCUCUCCUCGGACAUAACGUGUUGCACCGCGUCCAUCCUCCACCUGUGCGUAAUCGCCUUGGAUCGGUACUGGGCCAUCACGGACGCAGUGGAGUACUCCAAAAAGCGCACGCCGGGACGCGCGGCGGGAAUGGUGGCCACAGCCUGGGUCAUCGCCAUCUCCAUCUCCCUGCCGCCUCUCUUCUGGAGGCAGGUGAAGGCGGAGGAGCUGACCAGCUGCAGCGUCAACACGGACCACAUUUUCUACACCAUCUACUCCACUUUCGGGGCUUUCUACAUCCCCACUUUGCUGCUCAUUGUCCUCUACGGACGGAUAUACGUCGAGGCGCGCAAACGGAUCCUGAAGCAGUCCCCCAAGAAGGUCGGAAAGAGGCUCACCUCUGCGCACCUGGUCACCAACUCUCCUGGAUCAGUUGCGUCCACGACCUCCAUUCAGUGCGGGAGACACGACACUCCGUCCAGCGACACCGGCUCGUCAACCAGCGAGAACCAGGUGAAAGUGACGGUGUCGGACGCGCUUUUGGAGAAAAAGCGCAUCUCAGCAGCCAGAGAGAGAAAAGCGACGAAGACUUUGGGGAUAAUCCUCGGCGCGUAUAUCGUUUGCUGGCUGCCGUUUUUCAUUUACACAUUGUUGGUGGCCACAUGUGACACAUGUUUCAACCCCGAGUUGUUUGACUUCUUCACCUGGCUGGGAUACCUGAACUCCCUCAUCAACCCCAUCAUAUACACCAUGUCCAACGAGGACUUCAAGAAAGCUUUUCAGAAACUUGUGCGCUUCAGAUGCUGCAGGUCGUGAACUGUUCCUUCAGUCUCCAAUAAGAUUAAUGCGUUUAUUUUUAAUAUGAAGUUCUGAUAAUGUAUGACAAUGUAGAGUAAAAAUAAUACCACCACCAAUGCAUACAUUUCUGAGAGUCAUAGCAAAAAAUGUACACCAGAAAGAAAAAAAAUCUGUUUAAAAUUGAAGUUUUUUUUUUUGAACUAACAAAGGAAAUCUGGAAUGACAUUGAUCCAAAUAACAUCCACUGAUUUGAAGAUAUUUCCAAAAAGUUCAUUUCUAAUUCAGCAAUGACAUUAUGAGAUGAAAAGAGCAACAAUCCUGACAACAUAUUCUAAAAACAGAUUCGAUCUUUGUAUUAAAACUAUAUUGUGUUGAUGGAUGAUUGAGAAAUUCAACUUUACACCUCAAUGAAUCACUCAGACGUGCAUCAUCUCAAUUUAAUUGGCAGAUUUGAGAGUACUGAGUGAUGGGUUGUUCCAGAUGGAGUUUGGGUGGUGUAGAUUGGAUUAUUCCCAUGCCAUGACUGACCCACUAAUGCGAUUAAGCAGCAAAUAUAAAUAUCUGACAUGACUUUAUAAAGCAUAAAUACAUCCAAAUGACCUCGGAUUCUUUUUACAAUAUUUCUGCAAAUAAUGUAGUUUUAUUUUUUGCUCUUGGAUCAAAUAUAUUAGUCUAUGUAUUCUGGGAAACUCACAUAGGAAUAUAUUUUGAUUAUGGACUGCUUGCUGCUACCCUGUACGGUUUAUCUUUGUUUAAAGCAGCUGGGGGGUAAAAAAGAGUCACCAUGCAGGCUCUAGGAAUAGAUUCAUACAAUAUCAGUGCCACACAAAGAACCUGCAGAUGAUAUUUACCCAGCAGAGCCAAACGCUCAUGAUAAGUCCAAUUUUGCUAAACAAACAUCACCUUGUUUUGCUGUGCCUGUGCAGGUCUGUUUGCUGCUACAUUAAAUCUGUAUCUACAGUAUGUCAUGUUCCGGUGUCACACAGUUUACCAUCGUAUGGCUGCAGAGACUGAUUUGAAUCGUGGUCGGCAGAGCAGCAAAGAUAAUGCAGAUGAUUUGUCAGCAUUAAACAGAAGUAUGUUGCAGGAAUUUAUAUGUUUGCAUUCAGAGAUGCUGUGCAAUAAAGGCUUUGAAGUAUUUGUCUGA
Acanthochromis polyacanthus (spiny chromis) is the source of this 2677-nucleotide messenger RNA. It is a transcript of the gene htr1b, whose product is annotated as 5-hydroxytryptamine (serotonin) receptor 1B. The record is from RefSeq and is a predicted model, not a curated record. Lineage: Eukaryota; Metazoa; Chordata; Actinopteri; Pomacentridae. The transcript has a single exon. Gene Ontology annotation, cellular component: plasma membrane. Bases 415 to 1548 code for a protein of 377 amino acids. Gene Ontology annotation, molecular function: G protein-coupled serotonin receptor activity. Gene Ontology annotation, biological process: chemical synaptic transmission; regulation of behavior; bone remodeling.